CCGCGCAGGAGCUGCUUGCUAGUAGGCGAUGCAGAGACGCCCCGGGCUGACACUGCGUGUUGGAUUAUCCCUGAAAUACGGCAAGAAACGCGUUUAAACCCACAAACAUGGCGAAGCAAAGCUCGCUGUUCAACUUUUUCACCAAGUCUCCGCCGCUCUCCAAGCCCAAGCUGAAGCCGAGCCCCUCUCCGGCCGAGGCGGACCUGCCUUCCUCCGUGGAGAAGUCCAGCUCUUCUCCCAAAGAAGAAGCCAAGCUGGUACAAGGACAGCGGCCAAACAAGACCCCCAAAGUUAACCAGAAAAGUGGUGCCAAGGCUGUGAAUAAAGGAUUCAAGAAGUUAUUUGGCGACAAGGGCCCGAAGACUGAGAAUGGCAGCUCGACCUGCCCAUUCAAAGCUGGUGCCCUUGUGUGGGCGAAACUGGAAGGACACCCUUGGUGGCCCUGCAUGGUUGUACCGCAGCCCCUGACUGGACAGCAGAUGAGGGGACGUGGGGGACAGCAGCGCAUACAUGUCCAUUUCUUUGAUGAACCUCCUACCAGGGGAUGGGUUCGGACCAAAUACAUCAGAGAGUACCAAGGCUCUGACAGCAGUGACGUUAAACCUGGAGGGGUGUUCUUCAGCAGCAAACCCGUGAUCCGCCGUGCAAUGGAGCUUGCUGAUGGAUUUAUUUUUGACAGUCCUGAAAAAAGAUUAAAGAUGCCUCUUUGCAUGGAUCCAUCUGACGAGGAAGAGGACGACGAUGAUGAAGAAAUGGAGAUUGACAAGUCGACAGUGACUGAUGAAGAAGUGAGUGAUGAGGACGAAAAGAGAAGUGAGGAGGAAAAGCUGCCUAAAGUCAGUCGACGUGCAUCCCGUGCUUCGACAGAAAAGGGAAGCAAAGCCAAGCGCCGUCGUAUUAUUGUAGCCUCUGACAGCGACGGGUCAGAUGAGGAGUUUAAACCAGAAAAUGCUUCAUGUAGCACUGAAGAUGAGGAAGAGGAGGUGACAGUGAGCAGUGAAGAUGAGAAGGAGGAAGAGAGCACCCAAGAGUCAGAAGUAGAAAGCCCCAUCAAGCCCGUAAAGCGCAAACGUCCUGCAGAGAAAGAGAAGCCUGUGAAUCCAAAAACAAAGACAUUUGCCGGCCCAUCGGCUGCACCAAAACGAGCACCGGCAGCAAUCGUGGCUAACACAAAGUCUCGUUUGUCCGCCUUUUCUGCUCCGGACAACUUUGAGAGCCAGGCGAAUGGAUCAGCAGCAGUCGGAGGGGAAACAGUUUGGGAUCACGAGAAGCUGGAGUGGCUGAAGGAAGGAAAGAGAAAAGAUAGUAAAAGGCGGCGACAGACGGAAGACGAUUAUGAUCCGACCACACUGUAUGUGCCUGAAGACUUUCAAAACAGAAACACUCCUGGUAUGCGGCGGUGGUGGCAGCUCAAAUCUGAGAUGUUUGAUGCAGUGCUUUUCUACAAGGUUGGAAAGUUUUAUGAACUUUACCACAUGGAUGCAGUGAUUGGAGUCAAUGAGCUUGGGCUGACGUUCAUGAAGGGGGCCUGGGCUCACUCAGGCUUUCCAGAGAUUGGCUUUGGACGUUUCUCAGAUGGAUUGGUCCAAAAAGGCUACAAGGUGGCUCGUGUGGAGCAAACGGAGACCCCAGACAUGAUGGAAGCACGCUGCAAAACCAUGGCCAAGCCUACAAAAUUUGACCGCGUAGUAAGAAGAGAAGUGUGCCGGAUUAUCACGCGCGGCACACAGACCUACAGUGUGUUAGACGGUGCUCCUUCAGAGUCUCAGAGUAAGUUCCUCAUGAGUUUAAAGGAAAAGUCUGAAGGAGAAAACUCUGGUGGCCACCGCACCUAUGGUGUUUGUUUUGUGGACACCUCUGUUGGCUAUUUCCACAUCGGCCAGUUCCCUGAUGACCGUCACUGCUCUCGUCUUCGCACCCUGAUCGCACACUUUUCUCCCGCUGAGGUCUUAUUUGAAAAGGGCAACCCAUCCGUUGAAACACGCAAAAUACUCAAGGUGUCUCUGUCCUCUGCUCUUCAGGAAGGACUUAAUGCAGGAACGCAGUUCUGGGAUGCUCAGAAAACCCUCAAAACUCUCUCGGAAGAAGAUUAUUUUAAAGAGACCACUGGAGAAGAUCAAACCGGGAAAGGUUUUCUCCCAGCUUUUCUAAAAACGAUGACCUCUGAGAGCGAUUCACUGUGCCUAACUCCCAAAGAGGGUUACGAGCUGGCGCUGUCGGCUUUCGGGGGAUGCAUCUUCUACCUUAAGAAAUGUCUGGUAGACAAAGAGUUGCUGUCCAUGGCAAACUUUGAAGAAUACGUCCCCGUUGAUGUUGAGUUGAAGAAAGCUGCCGGACCUGCUAGUUUCUUUGCACAGACGUCUCUGCGGAUGGUCCUUGAUGGAGUGACGCUGACAAAUCUGGAGAUCUUUCAGAAUGGUUUGGGGGGAACAGAAGGGACCCUGCUGGAUCGUUUAGACACCUGCUCUACCCCCUUCGGCAAGAGGCUGUUGAAACAGUGGCUGUGCGCUCCGCUAUGUAACCCCAAGUCCAUCCGGGACCGGCUGGAUGCGGUGGAGGACUUAAUGGCCGCUCAGGCUCAGGCGACUGAGGUCUCCGAUCUGCUGAAGAAACUGCCGGACUUGGAGCGUCUUCUGAGUAAAAUCCACAGUCUCGGUACUCCUCUGGACCAGGACCACCCCGACAGCAGAGCUGUUCUCUACGAGGAGGUCACUUAUAGCAAGCGCAAGAUAGCAGACUUCCUUUCAGCGCUGGAAGGUUUCAAAACUAUGCAGGAGAUCAUUUCUAUCUUUGCUCCAAUCUUUGGGCAAUUUCAGUCCACGUUGCUCAGUCAAGUUGUGAGUCUGAAAAGCGAGAAGACUGGCCUCUUCCCGGAUUUCUCUGCUGAACUCAAGCGCUGGGAGACCGCGUUUGACCACCAGAAAGCCCGCUCUACCGGCGUUAUAACCCCUAAAGCUGGCUUUGACCCCGAGUACGACCAAGCUCUGUCAGAAAUCAAGAACUGUGAGCGAGACCUGCAGGAUUAUCUAGAGAGGCAGAAGAAAAGACUUGGCUGUAAGAGCAUGUCCUACUGGGGAACUGGGAAAAACCGCUUUCAGAUGGAAGUUCCUGACAGCGUCUCGGACAGGAAUAUCCCCGAGGAAUACGAGGUGAAGUCUACAAAGAAAGGCUGGAAGCGUUACGUGACAAAGGAGACCGAGAGCCUGUUCGCAGAGCUGCAGGGAUUUGAGGAGAAGAGAGAUGCAGCGCUGAAAGACUGCAUGAGGAGACUCUUCUACAACUUUGAUAAGAAUUACAGAGACUGGAAGACUGGUGUGGAGUGCAUGGCAGUGCUUGAUGUGCUGUUGGCUUUGACGCGCUACAGCCAGGGUGGAGAUGGUCCGAUGACCAGGCCACAGCUGGUGCUUCCCCACCAGGACGACAACCAGGCGGCACCCUUCGUUAAACUCACGGGAUCCCGUCACCCCUGUGUCACUAAGACCUUUUUUGGCGACGACUUCAUCCCCAACGACAUCUUCAUCGGCUGCCCUGGAAGCAGUGAGGGUGAUGAGGAGGGAGGCUGUGCUUCCUGUGUCCUUGUCACAGGACCAAACAUGGGUGGAAAGUCCACUCUUAUGCGGCAGUGUGGGCUUGUGAUCAUUCUAGCUCAGCUUGGGUGCUUUGUUCCAGCAGAGAGCCUCAGUUUCACACCAGUUGACAGGGUCUUCACCAGACUGGGAGCCUCAGAUCGAAUCAUGGCUGGAGAGAGCACCUUCUUCGUGGAGCUGAGUGAGACUGCCAGCAUCCUGCACCACGCCACUGAACACUCAUUUGUGCUCCUUGAUGAAUUAGGAAGGGGCACUGCCACAUAUGAUGGCACAGCGAUCGCCAGCGCUGUUGUGAAAGAGCUUGCUGAGAAGAUCUGCUGUCGCACACUUUUCUCGACACACUACCACUCUCUGGUGGAGGAUUAUGCCAACAACCCUGCUGUGCGUUUAGGACACAUGGCAUGUAUGGUGGAGAAUGAGUGUGAAGAUCCGAGCCAGGAGACGAUCACAUUCCUCUACAAGUUCAUCACCGGUGCCUGUCCUAAAAGCUAUGGAUUCAAUGCUGCCAGACUGGCAAGCCUCCCCGAGGAAGUCAUACAGGCAGGGCACAAGAAGGCCCGAGAGUUUGAGAAGAGCACCAUCAGCCUGAGACUCUUCAAGAAGCUCUGCCAGUUUGCUGAAGAUGUCACACAGGACGGCACACACUUUACUUCACUUGUUCAACUUCUUAACACACUGUAGUUCUGUUGUAAAACAUCUUGCUGUUGCAGUUGUUUUGUUUGUUCGUUCUCACUUGGAGGGGGAAAAAAAAAAAACACUACUGUAAUGAUCUAAUAAAGUUUAUUUUUAAAAAAAUGACAAUGUUUCAUCUAGG
Molecule: messenger RNA, 4401 nt
Organism: Cololabis saira (Pacific saury)
Lineage: Eukaryota; Metazoa; Chordata; Actinopteri; Beloniformes; Belonidae
Gene: msh6
Product: mutS homolog 6 (E. coli)
Exons: 10
Coding region: 108-4268 (1386 amino acids)
Biological process (GO): mismatch repair
Cellular component (GO): nucleus; MutSalpha complex
Molecular function (GO): ATP binding; ATP-dependent DNA damage sensor activity; mismatched DNA binding
Source: RefSeq, a predicted model, not a curated record